Haliotis rufescens (red abalone) is the source of this 1147-nucleotide messenger RNA. RefSeq lists its product as uncharacterized. The record is from RefSeq and is a predicted model, not a curated record. Bases 176 to 847 code for a protein of 223 amino acids. The transcript is spliced from 3 exons. Lineage: Eukaryota; Metazoa; Mollusca; Gastropoda; Lepetellida; Haliotidae.
CUAAAACCUGCACCGCGACCGGUUUUGGGUUACUAGUGGUUGUGUUCUGAUGCAGUGGAGGGUUGAUCGUUCAGCUGACCAGCCCGUGAACCUUGUCUGACCUUGCGCUACAUGCACAGUGCAUCGCGAAUCCUCUUACCUCCAGCCCAAAGCAGACGCAGACGAAAGCAGCACGAUGGAGAUGGACUUCUUGAAGGAUUUCUCCGACAAAUGGCAACUUAACAAGAAGACCGUGAAAAGUCUCGAAGGCAACAACAUCGUCCUGGAAGAGGAUUUUCUGGAUUUGUCCGAUUCGGACAUAGAAAAUCUUGGUUUGACCAUCGGCCAGAAGAAUGCGCUAAAGAGGGGCAUAUCUAUCGUGAGGAUGUCAACCACGAUGACGCAAGAAUGUGGAGAGGACAUAGCGCAGCGUGAGUCCCGUGUUCAAGAUCUGUCCAACAGUCUCGCCAACAUGUCCUUCUACUCCUGCAUGGCCGAGGACCAGACCGACUCAAAACUAAUGGAAAUGGGUUUUAUCAAGAACACCCUCUACCUGGGGCUUCGGUACGUGUUCCUCUUCCUGCUGUUGGGCUACCACACACUGGCCAAACUGUGGAACACCCUAUUGGCUCCCUUUGAACCAAUCAAAGUUGAGGCCAGGAAGGUCGCACCCCAAGACGUGUCAUUUCAAGGCAUUGUGGGUACCCUGAAAAGGCUGGUUUUCCUGGCAGUGCUGGUGUGGGCGCACUUGGUCCAGUCCUUCUUGGACAGGGUGAUGCAGCCAGUGCACAACAUUGCGGAGAACAUGUCUGACUUCGUGGAGAGAUACGACCCUCACACAACUUCCAGAAUGGUAAAAGUGGAGUGAACUCCGCAGGACUGCUACAAUUUGUACAGAGACCAUGAUUUUUGUGAUACAUCCAGACAUGUAAAUGUGACUUUGAACAAUGUUUUGUGAAAUGUUUGACUGUGUUGUCAUGAUUACAUAAUCCUGAAACUGGCCAAAUUACUGUGUGCCCAUUGUCUGUUUACUGUGCACAUGGUAAGAAGCUCAAGUUUGUUACAGAAUGCAGACAAUGUUGUAUUUGUUGAAUUUGAUGAGUGUUGUUUUACACUGUUUCAAUGGACUUCAAGUUCUAUGUAAACAUUAAAUUAUGUUUUACUUAAA